UUCUGCUGGAGUUCCUCUUCCAUUUUUUUGUUUUGAUUACUUGAGCUGUAGUUCUACAACAUCCCAGUUAUGCAUAGUUUUACCUUUAGUUACUGCUCAUCACUAAAUUUAUAGAAACGUGACCAUAUCGAGGUGCAUAACAUUGCCAUUCAGGCUGCAUAUGAGACUUAAAUAUUUAGUUUAACAUUAAGCAGACAUUAGCGUCGGUCCGAUUUGGUCUUACACUUUGGUGCUGAGUUUGGGAAACACCUACUCCUUUAUUGACCUGCUCAAAAUACAGUUGUAUGCUUAUGCUUGUAUGACCAAGUUAAUACAGAGGUGGUAGCAUAUAAAGUAAUAACUCCAUUGGCCAUGGGUUCUUUUUUGUUUCAUCCAAAAUCUGUAAGCCAUUCUCCUCAUGCUCUUCUUUCUACAGCCUGACUCACUUAAUCUCCUUGUGUGACACAGGCCUGAUGAAGCAGAUCUAUCCAUCUGAUAGGAUAAAGGUGUCAGGCACAGACACUGGGCAAAUCUUCUUCCCAAGAUGUCCCUACUGGGUUAGGACCUCUAAUAAUGUCUGCUGACAUUGACUUGUGAAUUACUUAUUUCUUUUCUCACAUAAUAACAUUUUCCCUGCAGAUAAGAUGGUGAGGUUGGUAAUACGGUGCUGUAGUUUCUCCGCUUGUGCUGCAACAAAAGUCUCACAGAGAACUGACCCAUGGCCUAAUCUGAACAACACUUUCUUUGUUUUAAGCCUCACGGGAAUUCAAUUAUUUCUAUGUGACAUUUACUGAGAACUCCAAGCCAUUGUAAUGAUUAGAUUCUUUUUUAGAUUUUUGUGGUUACAUAAUUCAGCAAGUCCUCACAAUUGAACAUAGUUUUCAUUUGGCUGACUUGCUCUUUGUCCAUCUGUUGUGCACAUUGCUGUCUCAAUUUAUGCAAAUCCAGGAAAAGUGCAAAGUUUAAACAGAACUUGCAUACAGAAGGGUUCCUAGCCUCAGCAUGGCAUAGGUGAGACUAACUGAACAAUGUAUGCUCAAAAUAUAGUUUUGGUGCAUCAGCACCUUAGUCAGGGGAUAUUGGCUUUAUAAAAAUAGAAUAAUACAUUGCAUUGAUCAAAACAAGGAUGUAUUAAGUACAAUGAAUAGCUGUUGCUAUAUCAGCUCAAAUGUAUGGCUUGAUCCCAUUACUUCUUUAGGUUCCAUAUCUCAAUUCGCACCUUUGUCCUAGAACAUGUACCUAGAGUACUACGGGGGUGUAGAUCCUACACAUUUAGGAACUGACUGCAGAGCCUGCAUUCUGUUUCUUGCUUGUCACUUUUUAUAUUAAAUUAUUUGUUUGCAGCAUUCUAUCUACAUUUAAAACAUGAAGAGGACUAGAAAACAUUACUCUGGUUAAAUCAUUAAUGCUAUUUUAUACUUGCAAAACAGAUGGCCACAUUCAUACCAGAUUUUCAUACAGUUUGACCAAAUUACAGUAAUUAUGUAUGUUAUUUGGGUUUGUGUGUGGGCCAACUGAGUCAUAAUGCCACCCACACACCUAUCUGACCAAUCAGUUCUAUUUGGCUGUGCAUUUUCCCUGCUACUCUGCUUUAUGUAGACAUUAGGUUGUUAACAAUAAAAAAAGUGGUGCUUUUUGACUAAUAUCCAUCACAAUUCCUUGUAUUUUAUCUUGUCUGAUAUGCAUUAGUUAAUAAACUAUUGUCAUGUAGGGUAUGUAAAAUAUACAAUAUGUCCCAAAAACCCAAACUCUAUUACUUAAAUGGAAGAGGCAAAAUGGAAUCUAUACGCUGGCUUCUAGCAGCAGCUGGGGUUGAGUUUGAGGAAGAGUUUUUAAAAACCAGAGAACAGUUUGAAGCAUUAGUUCAAGAUGGUUUAAGUUUACGGUUUGAACAGAUUCCUCUGGUUCAAAUGGAUGGGAUGAAUCUGAGACAAACUAAAGGCAUUUUAUCUUACAUUGCUGGAAAAUACAACAUGUACAGAAAGUACCUGAAUGUGAGACUUUUUAUUGACAUGUAUGUAGAUGGCAUACGUGACCUUUUGACUAUGUGUAUGGUCUUCAUUGUCAAUGCUGGCAAGGACAAACAAAAAGCAAAUAUUAAGGAAAAAGCAACAAAUAGAUAUUUUCCACAAUAUGAAAAGGUAAGAAUAUAGUUUUAUCUUUUCAGUAAUUCUUGUUCAACAUGGUCAUUUCUGCAGUGGCUUUGGAACAUGAACUCAACUGCAAAAGUCAAAGGAAGUAUGUAAAUAUUUUCUCUUAUCACUAGGAUAAUUGUUUACUAUAUAUCAACAUCUACCUGGACUACUUGGGACAUUCCAUAAUCCAAUAAAUAUUAGUUUUGCUUCCAUAAUGUAAUGUCUUUAAAGGGGCUGUUUACCUUCCAAACACUUUUUUAGUUGAAUUGUUUUCAGAUUGUUCUCCAGAAAUAAACA
Xenopus laevis (African clawed frog) is the source of this 2411-nucleotide messenger RNA. Its product is annotated as glutathione S-transferase 3. The coding region runs from base 1710 to 2132 and encodes 140 amino acids. The transcript is spliced from 5 exons. NCBI's taxonomy places the organism in Eukaryota, Metazoa, Chordata, Amphibia, Anura, Pipidae. The record is from RefSeq and is a predicted model, not a curated record.